Molecule: messenger RNA, 1616 nt
Organism: Paramacrobiotus metropolitanus
Lineage: Eukaryota; Metazoa; Tardigrada; Eutardigrada; Parachela; Macrobiotidae
Product: BTB/POZ domain-containing protein 6-B-like
Exons: 7
Coding region: 184-1497 (437 amino acids)
Molecular function (GO): protein binding
Source: RefSeq, a predicted model, not a curated record
UUCUGCUGUCAACAUAAAUAGUGUUUAAUGUCUUCUCCGGAUUUGAGCACGCUUUUUGGGUGCUUAAAAAUGGUUUCAUGUUUAUAACUCUUUUGGGAAUUGGCACUGAUACUUCUACUUGCAAGGAGAACUCAUCGGGUGCGGUUAAGAGCUUUCACAAAUAUCGCUUUUCGGCGAACAGCCAUGUCAGGAACAUCGCCUCCCUCUGCCCGGGAUGCCCAAUGGCGAGCAACGCACCCCGAAUUCGCUGACCAGUUGAAGCAUAUUUUUGCCACUGGUGACAUGAGCGACGUGCAGUUCACCGUCGGACGCCAGUAUGGUGACGUGAAGACCUUCUCCGCGCACAAGUUUGUGUUGAGUCUUGCCAGCGAUGUCUUCAACACCAUGUUCAACGGAUGUUUGCAUGAAAAUGGCGACGGACCCAUCGAUAUUCCAGAGAUUCUUCCCGAAGCCUUCGCUAACAUGCUCAAAUACCUGUAUACUCGGUCUGUGGAUGGUGAUUUAAACCCGGAGAAUGUCUUGGAGACGAUUUACUGUGCGGACAAGUACAAUCUACCGCAGCUGUUGGAACUCUGCAUGCAGUUCGUCAACACUCACCUCAAUGCAGAUAAUUGCCUGAUCUUCUUGGAAAAGGUCAAAUAUCCGACGCACGAUUGCCUGGCUGGUCUGCUGACGAAGUGCCUGGCCGUGGUGGACGCCAACUGCAGCGUGGUACUGCAGUCGAAGCAUUUCACCGCGAUCGGACAGGAUACCCUGGAAUUGAUUUUACAAAGUGAUGUACUGUGUGCUGAGGAGAAUGUCAUUUAUACUGCCGCGGAGAAACAGAUCGACAGAUUUAUGUGGGAAUUUAAAAGCAGAUGGGCUAUGGACGCCUGUGCUCGUGAUAAUCUGGAGCCAUCCCAGACCAAUCGUCGUCAUGUUUUGGGAAAGGCGUUGUUCCUUGUCCGCUUCCCGCUGCUCACCGAUGCGCAGCUGGCUAACGGCCCCGUUAAAAGCCGCUUGCUGCUCGACACCGAGCUGCUGGACAUUUACCAGUUCAAGCAUUCCGACACCAAACCACAGCUCCCCUUCCCGACGAAACCCCGACUGGGUUCGCUGCUGCGAAUCGGUUAUAGCGAAUUCACCUACAACGCGAAAGUUUUCGCUGACGUCAAUCCGCACAGCGAUUACUGGUGGCCGGCAGAGGUGGUCGGGAUCAGUGGCGUGGAUUUCCUGAUUACACGCAAUGAAUGGGAAGCGGCGCAGCAGUGUGCCCCGCACAAGAUUGUUCUGGCCUCCGACAUCCUGAAAGAAGAUCAACCCGUCAUAGCUCGCUACGGGUCGGAUUAUUGGAAAGGCGUAUACGUGCGUCGUAGCCGGAAAACGGGUCACGUCGUCAACCUGGGGGCUAUUCACCUGGAGUGGUCAUGCCCGUUUAAUGACCUUAGGAUUAACCGACCACAGAUGGCCACUUGGAAAGCAGCGCUUGCGCAACAGAUGGCCCCGCUCAACCGCUGAAGUGCGAGCACCAUGGUAUACUAAUUGUGUCGUUGUUGUACGCUGAAUGCUGGCAUUACUAAGUCACAAUGAAUUUUAAUUCAUGCCAAAUUGCUUCUGUCGCUCUUUUAAGCGUUGAC